Molecule: messenger RNA, 507 nt
Organism: Neomonachus schauinslandi (Hawaiian monk seal)
Lineage: Eukaryota; Metazoa; Chordata; Mammalia; Carnivora; Phocidae
Product: nucleotide triphosphate diphosphatase NUDT15-like
Exons: 1
Coding region: 1-507 (168 amino acids)
Biological process (GO): dGTP catabolic process
Cellular component (GO): cytosol
Molecular function (GO): 8-oxo-7,8-dihydrodeoxyguanosine triphosphate pyrophosphatase activity
Source: RefSeq, a predicted model, not a curated record
AUGGCCUGCAUGGAGCCUCCCAGGUGGCAUCCUGGAAUCAUGGUAGGAGUAAUGGUGACUAGCAGCCGGCAUCCUCGUUGUGUCCUCCUGGGCAAGAGGAAAGGGUCAGUUGAAGCCGUCAGUUUUCAACUUCCUGGGGGCCAUUUGGUGUUCAGUGAAAUGUGGGAAGAAUGUGCUCAAAGGGAAACCUGGGAAGAAGCAGCUCUUCACCUGAAAAAUAUUCACUUUGCCUUAGUUGUGAAUUCCUUUGUUGAGAAAGAAAAUUACCAUUAUGUGACGAUACUAAUGAAAGGAGAGGUGAAUGUGACUCAUGACCCGGAACCAAAGAAUGCAGAGCCUGAAAAAAAUGAAAGUUGGGACUGGGUUCCCUGGGAAGAAUUUUCUCCUCUGGACCAGCUUUUCUGGGCUCUGCCUUGUUUAAAGGAACAAGGCUACAAUACAUUUAAAGAAGAUUUGGAUCAUCUGGUAGGAUACAAAGGACAUCAUCUCUGGGGAACAAGAAGAUAA